GUAACUUUAGCUAGUAUAAGCCAAAUACACUAUGCUUGUGGAGGAGGUACCGAAAAGCAGUAAGUCUGGAAACUCUACUGUAUACUUCUCGUCGCUGAUUAAUCUCACAGCUAGACCUUCAGCCUUUUCGGGGAUUAAUUCAAUUCAACGGGAUGGGUCUCCACAAUUAGGACAAGAACAAGAAGACGGUAAUGAUCAGCCGAAUAACAGUAGGAUGUCUAAGAACCGAGCCAAAGUCAACUAUAAUUUGAAUGAUUUGAUGAAUGCCCAGACCCAAACCAAUAAUAACGUCACCAAUAGAAAUACCCCAUUGAAAUCGUCACAACAAAUACAACUAGAAAAAAUAGCAACAAGGAGAAUGAAUGAGCUUAAUAGAGAGACUCCUUCCUCUUCAUUUGACUUGCCCAAGAACUUUUCUUACCAAAGUGUUCAUUCGAAAAAUAAGUCCCUGAUCGAUAAGAAAUCCAGGUUGGGUAAUACCCCCACCACGAAAAAGAUUUUGGCGGCACGAAGAAACUUAAACUCAUAUUUCGAAGAAGAGAGAAAUUUGAUGUCGGUGAAUUCAAUAUUGAGUGUCCAUUAUCAGUUUCUUGAAGGUGAUUCCACCAUUGCCGAGCCUCCAUCCAAAAAACAGAAGAAUGUUCAACGUUUUAAGCCUUUCAAACCUAGAUUAAAGCUUUGUUGCAUAUGUGGACUUAAUUCACCAUACUCUAGAUGUACUCUAUGCGGAUUAUUUUCUUGUAGCGUCAAAUGUAAUAGACUUCACCAAGAAUCAAGAUGUAUUUAAAACUAUAUAAUUAUAUUACGAUUAAUGAAUAGACUUUUC
Hyphopichia burtonii NRRL Y-1933 is the source of this 826-nucleotide messenger RNA. RefSeq lists its product as uncharacterized. Lineage: Eukaryota; Fungi; Ascomycota; Pichiomycetes; Serinales; Debaryomycetaceae. Bases 32 to 787 code for a protein of 251 amino acids. Gene Ontology annotation, biological process: chromatin remodeling. The transcript has a single exon. Gene Ontology annotation, molecular function: nucleosome binding. Gene Ontology annotation, cellular component: Swr1 complex. The record is from RefSeq and is a predicted model, not a curated record.